AUGGCGAAAACUCCUUCCUCAAAAAGCCUACACAUCAACCCCCGAAAUGGCUUCUGCUCGCUGACGAAGACUUACCACAGCCUCCGUCCCGCCGUUCCCCUGCCCCCGCCCUCCCACCCGCUCUCCGUCACUCACUACGCCUUCUCCCUCCUCCAUUCCCCCGCCACCGCCGCCGGCGACCUUUCCACCACUCCUUUCCUCAUCAACGCCGCCUCCGACUGCCGCCUCUCGUACUCCACCUUCCUCCGCCAGGUCGCCUCCCUCUCAUCCUCCCUCAAGCCGUUCCUCUCCAGGAACGACGUCGCAUUCGUCCUCUCCCCGCCGUCCCUCCACAUCCCCGUCCUCUAUUUCUCUCUCCUCUCCCUAGGCGUUGUCGUUUCGCCUUCUAACCCCUUAUCCUCCCCGCCGGAGCUCAGCCACCAGGUCCGCCUCUGCAAACCCGCCGUCGCCUUCGCCACCUCCCAAACUGCCUCCAAAAUCCCCAAAAAUGUCCCCCUAAUCCUCCUCGAUUCGCCGCAAUUCGCCUCGAUGCUCGAAUCGGAUCCCUCCACCGCUCCAAACGACGCCGCCGUGAGCCAAUCGGACGCCGCGGCCAUCCUGUACUCCUCCGGCACCACCGGGAAGGUCAAAGGCGUCGUCCUCACCCACCGGAACCUGAUCGCGGUGAUCGCCGGGCUGUACCACAACAAGGUGACCGACGACGAAAAAUCAAGAAAAGCGGACGCCGGCGGCGGCCACAUCCAUCCGGUGUCGAUCUUCACGCUACCCCUGUUCCACGUGUUCGGGUUCUUCAUGCUGAUUAGGGCGGCGGCGCUUGGAGAAAGCGUUGUGAUAAUGGAGAGAUUCGAUUUUGUGAGGAUGUUGGAGGCGGUGGAGAGGUUUAAGGUGACGUACAUACCGGUCUCGCCACCGCUUGUGGUGGCCAUGGCGAAGUCCGAUCUGGUAGAUAAGUACGAUUUGAGGUCACUGCAGACGCUGGGCUGCGGCGGUGCGCCGCUGGGGAAGGAGGUCGCCGAGCGGUUCAGGGAGAAAUUCCCAAACGUGGAGGUUCACCAGGGAUACGGAUUGACUGAGAGCGCAGGUGGUGCAACACGAACAGUGGGCCCCGAUGAGGCUAAGCGGUAUGGGUCUGCGGGCCGGUUGUCUGAGAACAUGGAAGCCAAGUUAGUUGACCCGGUGACUGGAGAGGCCCUACCUCCUGGGCAUCGUGGAGAACUUUGGCUGCGGGGACCCACAAUUAUGAAAGGUUAUGCCGGGGAUGAUGAAGCAACAAGUGCAACCUUGGACUCAGAAGGCUGGUUAAAAACCGGUGAUCUUUGUUAUUUCGACCAAGAUGGAUUUAUGUACAUUGUUGAUCGGUUGAAGGAAUUGAUCAAAUACAAGGCGUAUCAGGUUCCUCCAGCUGAACUCGAACAAUUACUUCAGUCAAUUCCGCAAAUAGCUGACGCAGCAGUUAUUCCAUAUCCAGAUGAAGAAGCUGGUCAGAUUCCCAUGGCGUAUGUUGUGAGAAAGCCUAAUAGCACCAUAUCUGCACCUCAAAUCAUGGAUAUCAUUGCGAAACAGGUUGCUCCUUAUAAAAGGAUACGACGCCUUGAGUUUCUCGACUCUAUUCCAAAAUCUCCAGCUGGAAAGAUCCUACGUAGGGAGCUGGUCGACCGUGCCAUUUCCAGAACUUCCUCUAAAUUGUGA
This is a messenger RNA of Striga hermonthica, 1689 nucleotides long. The record is from the annotation of a GenBank genome assembly. Lineage: Eukaryota; Viridiplantae; Streptophyta; Magnoliopsida; Lamiales; Orobanchaceae.